Messenger RNA from Spodoptera frugiperda (fall armyworm), 3699 nucleotides. RefSeq names its product sodium/hydrogen exchanger 7 (gene Nhe3). Gene Ontology annotation, biological process: regulation of pH; sodium ion transport; proton transmembrane transport. The transcript is spliced from 16 exons. Bases 239 to 2296 code for a protein of 685 amino acids. Gene Ontology annotation, cellular component: membrane; recycling endosome. The record is from RefSeq and is a predicted model, not a curated record. Gene Ontology annotation, molecular function: sodium:proton antiporter activity. NCBI's taxonomy places the organism in Eukaryota, Metazoa, Arthropoda, Insecta, Lepidoptera, Noctuidae.
UGACAGUUGCUAUUUCUAAAUCUCGCUCACGGUUGUCUCUACGGUUGGUUCUUGUGUGAAAAUUGUAUUGACUAUUUUUCUAGAACGAAAACUAAUUAGUUUUUAUUACGUAUUCGCCUGUAUGAGUAUUAAUUACUCUAUGAAUUCAGUGUGUCAAUAGUAUUUAAUUCGGUGUUUGAUGUGAAUUCUGCGUCCGUAUUUGUGAUAUGACGACGUUAUUUUUAUUACAAUAAAAAUCAUGAAUAUCUUCUUGAAUUUUGCGUCGAUUCUCCUAUAUUUGGUGGCACAAUGUCAGGGAUCUGGAACAGAUAUCGCGCUGGACGCGAAAGCCACACUUCUACAUCGAAUAGACAGUUUAAAUCUUUUAAUAUACACUUGUCUGUUAACGCUAACUGUGCUCACGAUUUGGGUAUUUAAACAUCGUCGUGUGAGCUGGCUUCACGAAACAGGACUUGCUGUAAUUUAUGGUCUAAUCGUAGGAGCAAUAAUUCGCUAUGCAGCUAGUACAAACCAAGUUACCUACAUCAAUGUGCACCCUGCACCAGACACAAAGUACAAUCUAUCAGUCCCACCAGACAUGUUACGCCUGCACUUCCCUGAUAAGAUGCAGGUGUCUUCAGGAGAUGCUCCAGUACCAAACAAGACUUAUGCAUAUAGCUUUAGAGGAGAAAUAGUAAAUGUGGAGCAAAAUGAGAUAGACCUUAAGGCAACAUUUGAUCCUGAGAUAUUUUUUAAUAUAAUUUUACCGCCUAUUAUAUUCCAUGCUGGAUAUUGUCUUAAAAGGAAAUAUUUCUUCCGUAACUUGGGAGCGAUAUUAACGUUCGCAAUGGUUGGCACGGCGCUCUCGGCGCUCGUGAUCGGCUCCCUGAUGUACGGCUGCGUACAACUGAUGCCGGCGUCCCUCGCAUCCAGCUUCACCUUCCUAGACACCUUGUAUUUUGGUGCAUUGAUCUCACCCACCGAUCCGCUGACUGUUCUUGCCAUUUUCUCGCAACUUAAGGUGGAUGUUAAUCUUUAUGCGAUGAUAUUCGGGGAAAGUGUUCUCAAUGACGCAGUGGCUCUUGUACUCAGCGGAGCCAUACAAAACUAUGAGUUGAGGUAUUCCAAUGAUGGCGGUUUCGAGAUCACCGCGUUCCUGGGUGCGAUUGGAGACUUUAUCGGGAUCUUCAGUCUGUCGUUGCUGGUUGGAGCUCUCAUGGGAUGCUUGACGGCAUUGAUGACCAAGUUCACCCAUGUGCGAGAAUGGCCACUACUGGAGUCGGCGCUUUUCGUGCUCAUGUCCUACGCAGCGUUCCUUAUUGCUGAAGUCUGCGAGUUGACAGGUGUGGUGGCAGUACUGUUCUGUGGUAUAUGCCAAGCUCACUAUACGUACAACAAUCUGUCUUCGGACUCCCGCAACCGAACCAAGCAACUGUUCGAGCUGCUCAACUUCUUGGCUGAGAACUUCAUCUUUACUUACAUCGGCGUGUCCAUGUUCACCUUCCCGAAACAUCACUUCGACCCGUGGUUCAUCAUCGCUGGAUUUGUAACUUCAGUUCUGGGUCGGGCGGUCAAUAUCUAUCCUCUAUCGUUCCUACUCAAUCUUGGACGCAAACCACCGAUACCGAUGAAUUUCCAACACAUGCUGUUCUUCUCAGGUUUACGAGGAGCGAUGUCUUUCGCCUUAGCCAUACGUAAUACAGUAUCGGAAGCUCGACAAGCUAUGUUGACGACUACUUCGUUGAUCGUCAUAGCCACUGUCGUACUACAGGGAGGCGCCGCUACGCAUGCACUCGCAUAUCUACGUAUACCUACUGGAGAAUCUGGCAACGACGAAAAUGACGCUCUACCCUACCGAGAUGUGAGAAGCCUGUACCAGGCCACGGACUCUGCUGGACCGAGAGGCCGCAUGGUAGUUAAGUGGGCUAAUGGCGCGAAGGAAGUGAUUAUGCCUUGGGAACUAAGCGGUAUCGAAGAUACGCCUCGAGAUCGCGGUGAAGGUUCCACAGGGCAGAAAGCUCGCCUCGCUCGAUUGUGGGGCGCAGUUGACUCCAAACUGCUGAAGCCACUGCUUACUCACGCUCGGCCGCCGCUCACCGAGACUCUACCAGCAUUCAUGAGACCUCUGGCUCGAGUGCUUACUACCACUCAUCAGUAUACACAAGGGGAUAAUUCGCUGCGUAGAACCGACUCGGACUCAGACUUGUGCAUCGACGAACAACACCCCAUCCCCACUAGUAUUGACCCACAGCAAUUAUGGCCAGGACUAGUGGACACAAGGAUUUCUGUGGAAGGUAUUACUGGUAGUAACAUCUGAAUUUGUAUUGAAUACUAUUGUAAAAUUGAGUGCCACAAAUUUUAUAUUAUUAUAAUGACUUUUCUGCGCAAAUUGAGAUUUUAACUGUUUAUAAAUUACACUUUCGACACGCGUAGUCAUGUUACCUAUAUGCCACCUAUGUUCAGCGGAUUCUUUGCCUUAUCUGAAGACUAUAAACAGUUAAAAUGUUAGUAAGUUAGUGUUGUUAUGGCCAGUGUGUGCUUAAAUCGUAAUGUUUACAAGAAAUCACUAUCUGGAUUUAUAAUGAAUUUGUAUUUUAAUGUGAUAAUGAUGAGAGGUGAGCAUAAGAUCUGAUCAUACACUAAUUAAGAAUUCAUGGCUGCAAUGCAAUUAAUUAUAAAGUUGUAGACUCGGGGGUCGUGUACUAAGCACUCCCGAAUUAGAUAAUGCAGUUACUUUUAAUUGUAGUUAUAUUAUUUCUUUCUUAGACAAAAUCUCCUCUCCUCUUUUUCUCCGCGUGGUAUUAGCACGUUCCUUGAAUGUAGCAAUAGCUUUAUUUUGUAUCACCAAAAUUAUGUACACUCAACUUGAAAAAAGUAAACGUUAGCUUCGUUAGCGUGAGCGCAAUAGUUGCCUUUUUUACGAAUUCUUCAAUUAAAACAUUUUCAUGUUAAACGAUCUAGUCUACUAUUAUGUACCUACUUACUGAUUAUAAUAAAACGAAUAUCGUGCUUGUUUUAGGACAUUUGAUUUCGAUCUUUUUGUUGACCAUCAAAUGGAAGAUUUAUUUUAAGUUGCUGGGAAAGGGUAGUUAGUGUUAAAUUAUGUGAGUUCCAAUCGACUUGUUAUUUUACUUAUGCGUCCAUGAUUGUUAUUAUGAAAUUAUUACUCAUAAAAUGGUUUUUAAAACCUUAUGCUUAUUUUGUAAUUUUAGAUUUAUUAUGAAUUAAAGAGAUUCUCCGUUUUCAACUUCAAAAUGAUGUCUGCAUCGAGUUUAUUUCAAUAGCUGUUUUAUCCCUUGUAUUUUGAAAUAUUGCAAAUGCUACUUUUUGCAGUAUGUAUUCCUAGAUAGUAUUUUCGCCACGCAUUAAUACCUCAUUAUUGCAGUACUAUUAGUAACAAAAAAAUAAGUGUAUAGAACUUUUUGUAUGUAACUGUACAUUUGUCUCUGCAUUUCAUCUUUAUAAAAAAUAUAUUUUUUCAAUAACAUCCUUUCAUACCGCUUUUAAUGUCUCAUAUCAUAUUAUGUAUUACAUAGACAUAGUAUUUUACUGAUUAAUGAUUUGAUCUCAAGUUGUCAGGAUUAAAAUGGCUAGAAAAUAGUAUUUUUCAAAAUUUUAUACAAGUGUCCUCAUCAGUUGUUUUUGUGUAAAGUAAAUCUGCUUAGUUUUAAAAACUUGGCAAAUUGAAUUUCUUUAUGUGUAUUAAAACUCUGAACUUUA